Molecule: messenger RNA, 2523 nt
Organism: Magnolia sinica
Lineage: Eukaryota; Viridiplantae; Streptophyta; Magnoliopsida; Magnoliales; Magnoliaceae
Product: bifunctional TH2 protein, mitochondrial-like
Exons: 7
Coding region: 171-1973 (600 amino acids)
Cellular component (GO): cytosol
Source: RefSeq, a predicted model, not a curated record
CUCUCUCUCUCUCUCUCUCUCUCUCUCUCUCUGUUUUGAUGCUCUCCUUCUUCCUUUGAAAUCUGAACCCUUAGAUCUCUCUCCAAAUCAAGGGCCCAUAUUCACUGAAAUCUCCAUUCCAAUUCUUGAUAAGAUUCUAGCGUAUCGGGUAUUGGCUGUCCUCUUCUAAAAUGGAGGGACAAAAGCAACCUCAUCCAAAUUUCUCAGCAAUGGGAGUCGGUCAGAACGUAGAAGGUCUGCCAUCUCAGUUAUGGAUCAAGUUCCAAAAGCAAUCCGUCUUCGCCGAGUUUACACCGUUCAUCGUGUCUUUGGCUUCUGGCAGAUUGGAAUUGGAGACGUUCUGUAAAUACAUCGCACAGGAUGUCUAUUUCCUUAGGGCUUUUGUGCAAGCUUAUGAUAUGGCGGAGGAUUGUGCAGACGAUGACGAUGCAAAGGCGGGUAUAUGCUAUUUGAGGAAUUGGGCUUUGGAGGAGAUGAAAAUGUAUGAUUUGUCAAUGAAAGAAUGGGGUGUGGACCUUGCAAAAGAGAGCUCUCCGAAUCCUGUGACUCUUAAAUACACAGAUUUCCUGGUAGCGACCGCUUCAGGAAAGUUCGAAGGAGUAAAAGACCCUGCCAAAAUUGCAACUCCUUUUGAGAAGAUAAAACUUGCUGCUUAUACAUUAGGCGCGAUGACUCCUUGCAUGAGGCUGUAUGCUUUUUUAGGAAAGAAGCUUCAGUCAUGUCUGGAUCCUGCAGAAACCAGUCACCCCUAUAAGAAGUGGAUUGACGGUUAUGCCUCUGAAAGUUUUGAGGCAGUGGCUGUGCAAACUGAGGAAAUGCUUGACAAACUAAGUAUCUCGUUGACGGGGGAGGAGCUCAAAGUCGUAGAAAGGCUUUAUCAUCAAGCUUUGAAUCUUCUGAUAGAAUUUUUGUCUGCUCAACCAAUUGUUCAUCGAACUGUAGUCCCUUUCGCAAGAAUGCAGGAGCCAGCAGAGCGCCAUCUCGUUAUAUUUUCUGAUUUUGAUUUGACAUGUACUCGUUUUGAUUCCUCUGCCAUCUUAGCAGAGAUUUCGAUAUUAAUUGCACCCAAAGCUAAUCCUAGUGGACCUGAAAAUCCAAUUGUUCCUGAAAAUCCAAUUGUUCCUGAAAAUCCAAUUGCUCCUGAAAAUCCAAUCGUUCCUGAAAAUCCAAUUGCUCGAAAGUCAUCAGCCGAUCUAAGGAACUCGUGGGAUGUUAUUUCCAGGCAAUAUACUGAGGAACAUGAACAGUGCAUAGAGAGCAUUAUGCCCAGUGAAAUAGUGGAAACAUUUAACCAUAAAGGUCUAUGUAAAGCACUUGAGCGGUUUUCUGACUUUGAAAAACAAGCAAAUGCUCGAGUCAUUGAGUCUGGAGUGUUGAAGGGCUUAGAUUUAGAGGGCAUAAAACGGGCAGGGGAACGCCUACUACUCCAAGAUGGUUGUGUGGGUUUUUUCCAGCAGCUUGUAAAGAAGAAGGAAGAGCUUAAUGCAGAUAUCCAUAUACUUUCAUAUUGUUGGUGUGGAGAUCUCAUUAGGUCAGCUUUUUCAUCAGGUGGUUUAAAUGUUUUGAAUGUACACUCGAAUGAAUUUGCUUAUGAAGAAUCUGUUUCCACGGGGGAAAUCUUGCAGAUGGUGGGGUCUCCCAUGGACAAGCUUCAGAAUUUCAAAGAAAUCUUGAAAAACUGUAAUGAAGACUGCAAGAAUUUAUCAGUUUAUGUUGGCAGAUCGGUGGGUGACUUGCUUUGCCUGCUUGAGGCGGACGUGGGCAUUGUCUUCGGAUCAAACCCAACCCUAAGGAGAGUGGGUAGUCAGUUUCACAUCUCCUUUGUUCCCUUGUUCCCUGCUUUGGUCAAGAAACAAAAGGAAUUCGUUGAAGGGGACCUGCCUAUUUGGAAGGGAUUGACUGGCACUCUUUAUACGGUCUCUAGUUGGGAAGAAAUUCACGCCUUUAUUUUGGGGCUAUACAAUCAUCUUUGAUGAGUUUUUUUUUUUUUUUUUUUUUUCCGUUCUCAUCCAUUUUUGCUUAGAAGUUAGAAUGAAGGCAGGCAUUAUCCAUGAGACGUUCUUCUUGAUGGUGGUGAAUUUUAUGAAGUGCCACCCAUCAGCUUUCUUCUUUUCUUCAGCAUGGACUGCCAUGCAGAUGCAGAUGCCAGGAUUCACACAUUGAGGACUUAGCGAGUGAUCAAAGAGGUGGGAGUAAGAUGUAAGAAGCUGUUUGUCUAAACAGAUUUGGGUGCUAGCAUUCAUUGAAAAAAAAAGAGGAGAUUUUGAUGCAAGUGAAAUUCUUUUACUGGGGUUUGGAGUUUGGAAGAUGCAUGCGCCUCUCUAGUUACAUGGGGUGUAUUAACGAUGCUCAUCCAGUAUCAUGAACUUAUAUUGGGGUGAGUUUCAUGUAAAGCUUCCAACUCUGCCCAUUUUUAUUUUUUUUUUAAAUUUUUUCGAUCGGUUCUCCAUUGGACGAAUGGCUGUAAUCUGUGGUAAUCUGAAGAAGGCUACUUUUGUUUGAAAAGCUUUUUAUUUUUGUUGC